AUGUCGUCUCAGCUCGCCCUCGAAAUCCUCACCCUGUCUGCGGGGUUGAGCCAGUUCUCGAAUUUCCAGCUUUUGAAUCUAGGUCAGCAGAAUAGUUUGGUGGCGCUUGCUCCGGAACUCGUCCAAUUCAUCGGCGGAUGUGGCGCUUGCGAUAACCAACUCGCUUCUCUCUUUGCCUCCAACUUGAACCUCAACGGCCUUAACCUCAAUCUUGGACAAUGCAAUGACUGUCUCCAGCAACUGGUCGACCUCCAAGGCCUCUUCGUAAGCGGUCUCGACCUCGGAAACAACACCAACAACGCCAACGAGACCGAAAACGCAAACCAAGAUGAGAACUUGAACGAGGAGGAACAGGCAAAGGCUGAUGAGGAGGCAAAGUUGGCUGAAGAAGAAGCCGCCAAACAAGCCGAAGAAGACGCCGCCGCCGCCGGAAACAAAACCGCCAACGCCAAGGAAGGCGAGAACGCCAACCAAGACGAGAACCUGAAUGAAGAGGAACAAGCAAAGGCCGACGAGGAGGCAAAGCUCGCUGAAGAAGAAGCCGCCAAGCAAGCCGAAGGCGAAGACGCGGCAGCCAACGAAGAGGACGCCGCCGCUUCAGGAGAAGGAGAAGGAGAAGGAGAGAAGAAAGCAAGUGCGGGCCGUAAGGCUAGCGAGAAGAUGAAGAUGAAGAUGAAGAAGAGUACGAUUGUGCAGAGGAGUGCGGCGGGGAAGAGGGUCCCUGGUAUGGGGAAGAUGAAGGUUGUGGGGAGUGUGGGGUUUGCUGCUGUUAUGGGGGCUUUGGUUUGGGGGCUGUAAGGGUUGGGAAACGGAAGGGUGGGUGUGUGAGUGGUGGAUAGAUAGGGAUGGAGAUGGAGAUGAAUAUUGUAUAAGAUAGUUUGUGGUUGGGGAUUGGGAUUUGGAGGAGGAGUUAUUAGAGAAGAGUGAAGUGUACAGAUGAACAGGGGGAGGGAGAAGGAGAUCUUGAUGAGAUUCAGUAGAUACGUAUUGAUUACCUCUGUCUACAAUCUAAAGCCUAAUUUUGAAU
Molecule: messenger RNA, 1027 nt
Organism: Cadophora gregata
Lineage: Eukaryota; Fungi; Ascomycota; Leotiomycetes; Helotiales; Ploettnerulaceae
Exons: 5
Coding region: 1-798 (265 amino acids)
Source: RefSeq, a predicted model, not a curated record